Molecule: messenger RNA, 1803 nt
Organism: Plasmodium fragile
Lineage: Eukaryota; Apicomplexa; Aconoidasida; Haemosporida; Plasmodiidae
Product: 40S ribosomal protein S17
Exons: 2
Coding region: 1-1803 (600 amino acids)
Biological process (GO): protein prenylation; translation
Cellular component (GO): ribosome
Molecular function (GO): protein prenyltransferase activity; structural constituent of ribosome
Source: RefSeq, a predicted model, not a curated record
AUGGAGAGACUGCAACGGGCAUACGCGAAGAAGUUCCAGCUGGAGUACCCCGGGCGGCUGGAUGGACUCGAUUUGAGCCUCCUUUUGCAUACGCCGCUGUUCCAGCUGAUGCCGAAAAGGAACGUCCACAUUGAUAUGAUCGAUCUGGAGAGAGAAAGGCAGAAAUUAUCAGUGGACAUGGAAAAUGAAAGAAAUAUAAAAAAUAAAGAAAAGGUGCACAUACUAAGUACGUACUAUAGCGACAAAGAACAGUUGGUUUACUCCACACUGGCUUCAUUUAUUGAAUCAAAAGAAUAUUCUUUUGAGGGGUAUGUCAUGUCCACCUUUGCUAUUAAGGUAAACCCUUCUUAUUACUCUGCGUGGAUCUAUAGGAGGAAGUGUCUGCGCAAACUGAAUUUGAACUUGCAAAAUGAAUUGCUCUUUACAAGGUGUGUUAUAUGCGAUAAUAUAAAGAGUUUCCAGAGUUGGUUUCACCGGAGGUGGGUUGUGGAGUAUAUUUGGAAAUUGUCAAGGAGGGGUACGGGGCGGGAGGAGCGCGUAAGUAGCCGUUCCGGGGGGCACAAAGUUGACUGGGACAGUUACGAUUUGGAGGACGAGGGGAACUUCAUCAGCAGCGAUGGUAGCGAUGGUGGCGAUGGUGGCGAUGGCCACCCUGCAGAAGAGCAGCCCCACGAGGAGGAGGCGGAAGAGGACAAUGAUGAUGGUGAAGAUGAAGACGCCUUUUUAAGCAAUUGUGAGGAGGCAGACUUUGAGGCCGAAAAAAAAGAUGUUGUCAUUCUGCACGAUGAUUUGCAAAAACUUAUCGAAAACUGCCAAUUUUUUAAAAACGCAUUAAGGCCAAACCAAGAGCCAAUAAACAUGGACAAAUUUUUAUACGAAGAAAUGCUUUACAGUAACUGCGAUAUAUUUUUGGACGCAAAAAAUUACAACUCCUGGGCACACAAAACAUGGCUAAUUGAUAAGUUAGGCCUUUUUAACAAUAAAUAUUUAUAUGAAGAAUAUAAUAUCAUAUCACAUGAGUUUAAUUUUAUAAAUUAUUUUUUAAAACAUGAUAUUUACAACAACUCUGUUUGGGUGUACAGAUACUUUAUAUUCAGCAAAUUGAAAUACACACGUAAGGUAUACAAAAUGGAGAGGGAAAUUGAAUUCUGCUUAAAUUAUGCCAAACAGUUCCCACACAAUGAAGCCAUUUUCAAGUACCUCUUUCGAGUCAUUUUCAUGUAUACCCAUUUGUACAAAAAAAAAAAAAAUAAUGUGACCGACAUUUUCGAAAUUCCGCUACUCCUCAAUUUGAAAGAAGAAUUGGAGAAACUGACCAAUCAGUCGAAGUAUGUCUUGAUUUUGCUCUCGGAGCUGUACUCUUUCAAUGGGCAGCGCGGUCAGGAAGUGCAGGGACGAGUACGAACGAAAACCAUCAAAAGGGCCGCCAGGCAAAUUGUGGAAAAGUACUAUGCCAAGCUAACCCUGGACUUUCAAAUAAACAAAAAGAUAACAGAGGAAGUUGCCAUCAUUCCCUCGAAGAGAAUGAAAAAUAAAGUGGCUGGAUUUGUUACCCAUCUGAUGAAGAGGAUUCAGAAGGGACCUGUAAGAGGUAUCAGUUUGAAGCUCCAAGAAGAGGAGAGAGAAAGACGCUUAGACUUUGUUCCGGAGAAAUCCCAAAUAGAUGUCAACGUCAUUUAUGUCGAGCCGGACACCGUGCGUAUGAUUAAGGCACUGGGAAUAAACAUCAGCAACAUGAAGGUGCACAAUCCCAUGAUCAACUCGAACCAGCAGAAGCAGAACAGGAUGAACACGCAUUACUAG